This is a messenger RNA of Rhincodon typus (whale shark), 744 nucleotides long. RefSeq names its product zinc finger, HIT-type containing 3 (gene znhit3). The record is from RefSeq and is a predicted model, not a curated record. Bases 39 to 503 code for a protein of 154 amino acids. The transcript has 5 exons. Gene Ontology annotation, molecular function: protein binding. Gene Ontology annotation, biological process: maturation of LSU-rRNA from tricistronic rRNA transcript (SSU-rRNA, 5.8S rRNA, LSU-rRNA); box C/D snoRNP assembly; snoRNA localization. Gene Ontology annotation, cellular component: pre-snoRNP complex; nucleus. NCBI's taxonomy places the organism in Eukaryota, Metazoa, Chordata, Chondrichthyes, Orectolobiformes, Rhincodontidae.
GCGAGGUCAGGGGGCGGGGUGAGCUGUUGAAGAACGGGAUGGUAACGUGUCGUGUGUGUGAGGAGCUGUCGCCGAAAUACCGGUGUCCGCGCUGCGGCCUGCGCUAUUGUUCUGUGGGAUGCUACAAGAAACACAAAGAUGAUUGUAAACCCCAGGAGUCUGGUUCAGUUUCAACAAUUUCAGAGCUUUCUCCACCACUUAAGAAACCUAUACAGCAAGACAACAAUGGACACUACUCCUGCACAAAUGAAAUCUUGGAUGAUGAUGAAGAAUCUGAUCGGGUACCACUGGAGAAACUGAGACAAUUGGCAGGAUCAGAGAAGUUGAAGGGUCUGCUUUGCAAUCCACACCUUAAACAGUUGCUGUUGACAGUAGACAAGGCGGAGGAUAAAGAAAGCAUCAUGAAGACAGCUAUGCAGGAACCAAUUUUUGUGGAAUUUGCAGAUCAGUGUUUACAAAUAGUUGAACCCCCAGAGAAAGAAAAUGAAACUGCUGUCUCCUAGUAUAAACUGUCCAACCUUUGAGAAAAUACUUUUGUAAUCACUUUGUAAGAUAUAUAGCUAUUCUGGUUAUAUUUAAAUUUUUUUUUUUUUUUUUUUUCCCCACUGAAUUGAAAAAGGUGUCUUAAUUUUUUUUAAGCUGUGUUCUUUAAGAAGAACAAACAAUCCAAUAUUGGUACUUAACCAGUGACUUGAAACAAAUUGUCUCUUAUAUACCAUUACCAAAUAAAAUACUACAAUCCAA